UUUACAUUUUCUCUCAGCUGUUUCUUUCUUCCUUCUCUCCAGCACAGCGUCUCACCGUUACUACUCUUAUUUCUCCAAACCAAACCACUAAAGUUAGCUCACACAAGCAGCACUUACUCUCUGGAAGAGGCUGUUGUCGUGCGAAAGUGGCUUUCACUGACCGUCGCAUUGCACGGUGCAUUCACUUGCAAGAAGUGAGUAAAUGCGACAUGACACUCUCUCUUGCUGUUUGGAAAUGAGCCCCAUCUGAAGUGACACUCGACGACUUGCGUUGGCAGGACCCCCUUAGCCAGCGUAUAUAUCCAUGCUGCUGUGAGGAGGACUCACUCAACCUGUGUACAAGUUCAUCCCUACUGUGUCUCUUCUCUUUUCGCAAUGGGGGGAGCUGUGAGCGCCGGGGAGGACAACGAUGACCUUAUUGAUAACCUAAAGGAGGCUCAGUACAUCCGCACAGAGAAGGUCGAGCAGGCCUUCCGAGCCAUAGACCGAGGCGACUACUAUCUGGACGGUUAUCGGGACAGUGCCUACAAAGACUUGGCAUGGAAGCACGGAAACAUUCAUCUGUCUGCUCCGUGUAUAUACUCUGAAGUAAUGGAGGCCCUCAAACUCCAGCCAGGCCUUUCCUUCCUUAAUCUGGGCAGCGGAACCGGUUACCUGAGCACAAUGGUUGGGCUCAUCAUAGGCCCCUACGGUGUGAACCAUGGAGUUGAGCUCCACAAGGAUGUGGUCGAGUACGCCAGACAGAAACUUGAUGAAUUCAUUAAGAAUAGUGACAGUUUUGAUAAGUUUGAAUUCUGUGAACCUGUCUUCGUGGUGGGGAAUUGCCUUGAAAUCUCAACAGACAGCCAUCAAUACGAUCGCAUUUAUUGUGGCGCUGGAGUGCAGAAGGACCAUGAAAAUUAUAUGAAAGUACUGCUCAAAAUUGGAGGCAUACUGGUGAUGCCUAUAGAGGAUCAGCUGACCCAGAUAACCAGAACCGGUCAGAGCACGUGGGAUAGCAGGAACAUCUUGGCGGUGUCCUUUGCCCCCUUGGUCCAGCAGAACCGAGCAGAAGGAGAGAAGCCUGACACUGUCCAGCUGCCUCCAGUGACCGUCCGCAGCCUACAGGACCUAUCUCGCAUUUACAUUCGCCGCACUCUCCGGAACCUGGCGAAUCAGGACAGUCAGGAGAAGGGCACGGUUCAAAGGGUUCCCCAUAAGCGCAAAAGGAGGCGCUGUCGACGGCGGCGCAUCAACACCUACGUUUUUGUGGGCAAUCAGCUCAUACCCCAAAUGGUGGAGAGUGAAGAGGAGGAACACGCAGAGGAGGAACAGAAGGAGGCGGCGGCAGAGGAGGAGGAGGAAAGAGACAUUGGUGACAUUGAAAUCAUCAAGCAAGUGAAUGAGCUGAGAGAACAAAUACUGGCUCUGCCUCUGCCAGAGUCACUGAAAGCGUACUUGCUGUACUACAGAGAGAAAUGACUGAUCCACUCAAUGUCCAUCCUUAAUGAGUGCUCUGCCUGCUGAAAUCCUGUUUUCUUCACACUUUUUUCAGUUCAAUGUAGCAUUAUUAUCACUUAAUCUCAAAGGCAACACUGUAUUGGAACAAGAUGACAUCAUGUCAGAUUAUAAUGUUUUGAUUUUCAUGGGUGUCCGUUUCUCUUGAUAUUUUCAUUUUUGAUCUGUAUAUAAAAAGAUGUAAAAAGUAUCCCAAAUGGACAUUUAGUUUCAGGAAUCCGUUUUGAGAUACAGAUUUUAUCAAAUCAGAAUGUCUGCCGAUACAUGCAGAUAAAAACUAUAAAUGACAAAAAAAAGAUUCUGUUCUUAACAUGUUUUGUUAAAAUAUGAUCAUACAAAAAUUCCACCUUUUGUAGAAGCUUUAACCUGCUGUCACUAUACGGGGAUUUAAUUAUACAGAGACUUGCUGAAUUGCAAAUAAGGCCCCAUCUGAUCCCAUUUUUCAACUAACGAUCAAGAACUUCUUGCAUACUCAUGAAUGGAGGGAGAAAUAAUUGUCUUGAUGCAUUUUAUACCUUCCUGCUACAAAAAAAUAGCUCACUGGAAAGAUGAAAUUGGUUCAUAUAUAUAUUUUCUACAGGGCACAUUUUAAUGUGAAGUUUUCUAAAGCAUGCUUAUAUUGUGGGUUCUCACUGCGAAAAGCUGACAUGUUAUUUGAUGCAAUGUAAGCUCUCUACUCUUGUCUUUUCUCAAGGAUGCAUUUAAAUAAUAUAUCAGAGGUUUAGCAUGGUAAGGUAAUGGACUAAAGAUGUUUAUGGAUAGUUAAGUUUCAGAAAGGAAGAUGUUUAAUUAAUAUUGAUAUUAUUAUUAUAUAUCUCAGGUGUUUCAAGGCACCGUUUCAGAUGUUCUGACUGAUCGCUGGAGGUGAUGUCCCAAGUGAUCAAGUUUAGGAAUAUGUCUGUUUUUUUUUUUUUUAAAUCAUAGGAAUUUAAAGGGCAUUUAUCAUCAUUUAUUUUUUUCCCCUUUUUAAUUAUGUUAAGGAUUGUAGCUCUGGAUAAUUAUAUUAAAUUCUAUGAUUAAACAUGAAAAAAAAAAUAACGGAAAAAAGCAAAACAUACACAAAAAACAGCAAGCAUCAUGCAGCACAGAAUGCA
Messenger RNA from Poeciliopsis prolifica (blackstripe livebearer), 2591 nucleotides. RefSeq names its product protein-L-isoaspartate (D-aspartate) O-methyltransferase domain containing 1 (gene pcmtd1). The coding region runs from base 376 to 1461 and encodes 361 amino acids. Gene Ontology annotation, molecular function: protein-L-isoaspartate (D-aspartate) O-methyltransferase activity. NCBI's taxonomy places the organism in Eukaryota, Metazoa, Chordata, Actinopteri, Cyprinodontiformes, Poeciliidae. Gene Ontology annotation, cellular component: cytoplasm. The record is from RefSeq and is a predicted model, not a curated record. The transcript has 6 exons. Gene Ontology annotation, biological process: protein modification process.